GUCUACACCCAGGGAACGAAGAGUAAGCGCCAUGUUGAAGCCGCCAUUGCCACUCAGAUCCCUCUUAUUCCUGCAGCUGCCUCUGCUGGGGGUGGGGCUGAACCCAAGUGUCCUCACGCCCAAUGGGAAUGAAGACAUCACAGCUGGUGGGAAACCUGGGACUGGAGGAGACUUCUUCCUGACCUCUACACCCCCUGGGACCCUCAAUGUUUCCACUCUGCCCCUCCCAAAGGUUCAGUGUUUUGUGUUCAAUGUCGAGUACAUGAAUUGCACCUGGAACAGCAGCUUUGAGCCCCAGCCCACCAACCUGACUCUGCAUUAUGGGUACAAGAACUUUAAUGAUGAUGAUAAACUCCAGGAGUGUGGCCACUAUCUGUUCUCUGAAGGGAUCACUUCUGGCUGUUGGUUUGGAAAAAAGGAGAUCCAUCUCUACCAAACAUUUGUUGUCCAGCUCCAGGACCCAUGGGAACACAGGAGGCAGCCCGAACAGUUGCUAAAACUGCAGGAUCUGGUGAUCCCCUGGGCUCCGGAGAAUCUGACACUUCGCAACCUGAGUGAAUUCCAGCUAGAACUGAGCUGGAGCAACAGACACUUGGAACAUUGUUUGGAGCACCUGGUGCAGUACCGGAGUGACCGGGACCACAGCUGGACUGAACAAGCCGUGGACCACAGACAUAGCUUCUCUCUGCCUAGCGUGGAUGCACAGAAAUUCUACACGUUCCGUGUUCGAAGCCGCUAUAACCCACUCUGUGGAAGCGCUCAGCAUUGGAGUGACUGGAGCUGCCCCGUCCACUGGGGCAGCAAUACUUCAAAGGAGAAUCCUGAGAAUCCUGAGACUCCUUCGUUGUUUGCAUGGAAAGCUGUGCUGAUCCCCCUUGGCUCCAUGGCAUUUAUCGUGAGCCUCAUCUGUUUGUACUGCUGGCUGGAACGGACGAUGCCCCGAAUUCCUACCCUCAAGAACCUAGAGGAUCUGGUUACUGAAUACCAUGGGAACUUUUCGGCCUGGAGUGGUGUGUCUAAGGGACUGGCGGAAAGUCUGCAGCCAGACUACAGUGAACGGCUCUGCCACGUCAGUGAGAUCCCUCCAAAAGGAGGGGAAGGGCCUGGGGGCUCCCCCUGCAGCCAGCAUAGCCCCUACUGGGCUCCUCCAUGUUACACCCUGAAACCUGAGCCCUGACACCCUGACAGAACCCCAGGGCCCUGUAGCCCUAAAUUGUACUAACUUGCCCUCGUCCAACCAACCUGGGUCCAGUGCUCACCUCGCCCCCCUGUGGCUGAUUUUGAAUUUUGUGCCCCCUAUAACUGCCUUCUCAUUCAAUAUCUCCUACUUGAGAAUUGCCCCUUUGCCCUGUCCAUGUUUCUCAUCUCCCCCAGCCCAGCCCUUCCUCCUCACAGCAUUGCUUCUGCUGUCCCUCCCUCCCUCCCUCCCCCUUUCCAUCUACCCUUCAACUGUUCCAAAAACGAAUGAGAAAUAAAAGUUCUGUUGAUAAUCA
This is a messenger RNA of Balaenoptera musculus (blue whale), 1493 nucleotides long. It is a transcript of the gene IL2RG, whose product is annotated as interleukin 2 receptor subunit gamma. The transcript is spliced from 8 exons. Gene Ontology annotation, cellular component: external side of plasma membrane; membrane. Gene Ontology annotation, molecular function: cytokine receptor activity; protein binding. Lineage: Eukaryota; Metazoa; Chordata; Mammalia; Artiodactyla; Balaenopteridae. Gene Ontology annotation, biological process: cytokine-mediated signaling pathway. Bases 32 to 1177 code for a protein of 381 amino acids. The record is from RefSeq and is a predicted model, not a curated record.